AUGGAAUCAUGGGUAGAUUCAGAGCCAUCUGGCUUCUCUCUAUCUAACCUCCCUCUGGGUAUUUUUUCCACUGAGCUACUGUCCCCUAGGAUCGGCGUGGCCAUUGGGAAAUACGUGUUGGAUUUCAAGUCCUUCGUAAUGGAAGGUUUGCUCGCCCAUUUGAACAUUGACUGGUCUCAAGUCGACUUCGCCACUCUGAACGACUACGCAGCCCUCGGCCGGAGCAGGCAUCGCACAAUACGCAAGUUCCUCCAAGAACUACUGAUUUCGGACACCCGAUAUGGAAGUUUGCUGAGGGACCACCCUCAACGACGUCAAUCCCUGCUCGUUCUUCGAGCUUCGGCGACGAUGCACCUACCAAUGCGGGUUGGAGACUACACUGAUUUCUUUGUUGGAAUAAAUCAUGCACGAAACUGCAACAAAUUGUUCAGGGGGGAUGCUACACUCGCCGCCAGCUAUACGGAGCAGCCAAUAGGUUACCAUGGGAGGGCAUCAUCUGUUGUCAUUUCUGGUACACCAGUAAGACGACCAGUCGGCCAGUUUAAUUUGGACGGCCAGGUAUUCUUCGGCCCGACGAGAAAGAUGGAUUUCGAGGUUGAAUUUGCGGCAUUCAUCUCGAAGCCCAAUACCCUCGGAGAACCUAUUGGUGUAGAGGCUGCUGAAGAGCAUAUAUUCGGCUAUGUAAUCCUCAAUGAUUGGUCGAGCCGUGAUAUACAGCAACGGGAAGCCUUCCCUUUGGGGCCCUUCAAUGCUAAGAAUUUUGGCACCACCAUCAGCCCUUGGGUCAUACAGCCUGAUGCUUUGAUUCCCUACAAGACGAAGCCGAUAUCUACGGGAUCCGAAUUACCCAAAUAUCUCGUGGAAAGGUCCUCAAAUAGCGUUCAUGACAUCGUGGUGGAUGUCACUAUUAAGAGGGGCUCUCAGGAUUUCCAGCUAUCGAAAUGCAAUUUCAAGAAUGUGAUCUUCUCCUUUCCCCAAAUGAUCGCGCAUCAUACCGCAGGAGGGUGCCCGCUGCAGACCGGGGAUCUUAUUGCUACCGGCACAGUAUCUGGUGAGACUGUGGAUACGCUUGGCUGUUUGCUCGAAAUAACCAAAAAUGGUAUGGAGCCAUAUCAAAUCUUUAACAACGACACUGGCAGUACACUUGAGAUGGGCUGGCUGCAUGAUGGUGAUUGUAUUGAGUUCCAUGGGUAUGCUGGUGACAGUAGCGAUCCCGAACAUAUCAGCUUCGGCUCUUGUACAGGGCUCAUUUUGCCUUCGCUAGUUACCAGUUUAGAGAAGCUUUAG
Messenger RNA from Penicillium cataractarum, 1287 nucleotides. RefSeq lists its product as uncharacterized. The transcript is spliced from 4 exons. Lineage: Eukaryota; Fungi; Ascomycota; Eurotiomycetes; Eurotiales; Aspergillaceae. The record is from RefSeq and is a predicted model, not a curated record. Gene Ontology annotation, molecular function: fumarylacetoacetase activity. Bases 1 to 1287 code for a protein of 428 amino acids. Gene Ontology annotation, biological process: L-phenylalanine catabolic process; L-tyrosine catabolic process; homogentisate catabolic process.